Messenger RNA from Tremella mesenterica DSM 1558, 2943 nucleotides. RefSeq lists its product as uncharacterized. The coding region runs from base 1 to 2943 and encodes 980 amino acids. The record is from RefSeq and is a predicted model, not a curated record. Gene Ontology annotation, biological process: phosphorelay signal transduction system; regulation of DNA-templated transcription. The transcript is spliced from 9 exons. NCBI's taxonomy places the organism in Eukaryota, Fungi, Basidiomycota, Tremellomycetes, Tremellales, Tremellaceae. Gene Ontology annotation, molecular function: sequence-specific DNA binding; DNA-binding transcription factor activity.
AUGUCCAGACUACCAGGUCCGCCACCGACUCAUGGUGGUCACUAUGCUCCUUCUCAACAGCCUCCGCCCUUGUACUAUCCUCCUAAUCAUUCGACCCCUCCUCAACAUCAUCAUCAUCAACAGCAUCAUGCACAGACCCCGCAUGUUGGUCAUUCAGGUCAAUUUGAUCCUUCCUACAACCCUUACCCCCGACAGAAUGUCUAUCCAACACCUCCUACCCCGGUAGAUGUCUAUGCCAGUCAUUCUAGAGCAGAGUAUCCUUCCUACACUCACCAACAAUCGCAAUACCAACUUCAAGGCUUGCGUAACGGUGCGCACUCUUUACCGCCACCGGUUGCCCAGGCAGGGCCUUCUUCUCACCAUGCUCCGGGUUGGUCGUCAGUUCUUCCCACACCAAAGCCCAUGGCGCCUCCCCAGCGGACGGAACGAAGGGUAUCUGGUGUCAAGCUGGAGGAUCUCGUGAGUUCGGAUCGUGUCAGGCCAGGUAGUAGCAAAGGGUCCCUUCCGGCCGGGGGUCUCACUUCCCUUCCACUCGUCACAUCACAGGGUUCUGAGAAGCUUACGGGAAUGGGAGGAGGUGGGAGUAGUACUGGCGGUGUAGGUGGUGUGGGUAGCGGUGCUGGUGGAGGAGGAGGAGGGGGAGGAGGAGGAGACAAACAAGGUCCAAGCGAAUUCAUCAAAAAACUCUUCAAAAUGCUAGAAGAAGAAAGUGCUUUGUACGGAAACGGAUUACCUCCAGGUCAACCCAGGGGUGAGGGUGCUCCAAGGGGCUCGGUUGGUUGGGCAAAAGGUGGAACAACGUUUGUCGUUUGGGACAUUAACGAUUUUACCACAAAGGUAUUUUUCGUCCGGCAGUUGAACAAAUAUGGAUUCUCGAAGGUGAAACACAUCGACGAAGAAACUGGACAACACAAAGACACUAUCUGGGAGUUUCAACAUCCAAACUUCCGUGCGGGUCAUACGUCCGACUUGGACGGUAUAAGACGCAAAGCUGUUCUGCCAAAGAAAAGCACUGAAGUAGAGGGCGAUGCUGCUCAAGUCAAGAGUCUUGCCGUGGGUGACAUGGCUCGAAUGGUGGAGAUGGAACGCAGGAUCAUCGGCCUGGAAGAUGGUCUAUCCAAGGCUGUGGAUGAACUACGAGAGGCCAAUACACGGGAGACAGGUUUGUUAAGCUUAAUAAGGGAGAUGAUUAGUCAGCUGGAAGCUGUUGAACGAGAAUCGACUAGCUCUCCUUCAAGCCAGACUGGUGUAUCACCGAGAAUAACUCACUUGUACACCCUUUUCGACCGUUUAAUGCACAACCACCCCGCCCCGCCAUACAUCAUAGAUUCGGUACCAAUGGGUCGGUCCGCUUCAUCCGGCAUGUAUUCCCGUCAGGGCCCUUUUCGAGAUAUGAGUCACAAUACUUCCGGACCAGCGUACGCUCCCGCUGCUCAGGUUUCACCAAAGACAGACGGAGACGGGACUGUCAGUGAAUAUGGAGACAACAACUCGCCACAAGGGUCCAAAGCCUCAUCUGUGAGACCAGAUACGGGUAUCGCGCCACAUUACUCGAAUGGACACAUGCCGACCCACGUACAAGGUCAAAUGACUGCUCAAAGUCAGAAUCAAGAGCAAAAAAUUGAUCUUGGUAUGCAAAACCUUGUACGACAAGAGCAAGACGACGUCAUUGAAUUACCUCCGCAAUCGCAACAGCAAACAUUAUACAAUGGUGAUCCCUUAUCGAUGACACCCGUCUUUGCCGAUACUCCUGCUUGGUUAACAGAAGGGCAAAACGCUAGUACACCUAUAUAUCAUCGCAAGUCGAGUGACGAGGUGACGAUGCGAUUAGUCGUCGAGGCUUUGAUCGGCCACUCAGCACCAUCUGGCUCAGGCGGGCCUUCUUUACCAGGCGCGCAGAUUCCAAUGGAUCAACCUACGAUUCCUCUCGAAGAAAUGCCACGUAGAGAACCUAUUGACUCAAGGGAUAUUAAUCAACAAGCUGUCGUUCAACAAGGUCCUCCUGUCAUUCAACCUGCUCCAUAUGAGGCUGCGGCCCCACCCUCUAAUAAUGCCGAAAGUUCACCCAGUAGUAGUAGUGGGAACGGUGUACGGUUGAGAAAGACUACGGCCAAGCCACAUUGGACGCAAACGCCAAGAAUAUUGGUAGUAGAAGAUGAUGUGGUUUAUCGACAACUUUCCAGCAAGUUUUUGGAGAAAUUCGGGUGUGAGACGGAAACUGUCGAUGAUGCUCAAGGUGCCAUUGAACGGAUGAACAAGACGAAAUAUGACUUGGUUUUGAUGGAUAUCUUCUUUGGACCUAGUAUGGAUGGACGGAAAGCCACAAGUUUGAUCCGACAAUUUGACAUUUACACACCUAUCAUCUCCAUGACUUCCAACGUCAAGAAGCAGGAUGUCAGUUCGUAUUUCCAAAGUGGGAUGAACGACGUUCUCGCCAAGCCUUUCACCAAACAUGGCCUAUUUGGUAUUCUCGAUAAACAUUUAAUACAUCUUAAAGCUAUUCAACUGUCUGGCGAAGUCCCAAGAUCUCUCGGUGUACCACCGUUAAGUGAUCAGGGAGUGGUGGAUGCUUUAGUAGCUUCUGCUCAAUGGAAUGCCGAAGAAUUAGAGAGGAAUCCAUUGGCGGGAAUGGGAGUAAGUGAUGAUACUUAUCAACUUGUUGUUCAGCAAUUCAUAUCAACCGGUACCCUACCCGACUUCAACGCCCUCGCUAAUGCAGGAAUGUUAAACGGUCCCGGUACAUAUUCAACUCCGGAUCCUACAAUACCCAUUCCAGGUCAAGGAAUAGGGACCACCAUCGUUUUUGGUGAUUCGUCUGGAUUCAAUCGGAAACGUUCAAUUGAGACCGUUGAAGAUUGGCAAUCACCCGAAUUUGAUAAUCUCGUAGAUCCAGACACAAGGACGAAAGAUAUAUCUCAUGGAAAAAGAUCGAAAAUCUUAUAG